Asparagus officinalis (garden asparagus) is the source of this 1688-nucleotide messenger RNA. RefSeq names its product pachytene checkpoint protein 2 homolog. The record is from RefSeq and is a predicted model, not a curated record. Gene Ontology annotation, molecular function: ATP binding; ATP hydrolysis activity. Bases 125 to 1522 code for a protein of 465 amino acids. Lineage: Eukaryota; Viridiplantae; Streptophyta; Magnoliopsida; Asparagales; Asparagaceae. Gene Ontology annotation, biological process: meiotic recombination checkpoint signaling; reciprocal meiotic recombination. The transcript has 14 exons. Gene Ontology annotation, cellular component: chromosome; nucleus.
AAACUUUCUCUAUCUCUCCGGCCUCCGCCAAAGCGAGGGAAAUCGAAAAUUUCGAAAACCACCGUUUCUAGGGUUUUUCAUUUCGUUCCACCAAAACAAACCCCAAAUCCUUGGAUAAUCAACGAUGAGCUCCCCAAUGGAGGUUACCCUCCAGAGCGCCGCCUCAGAAGUCGCAGCAGCGGAGGUCUGUGAGCAACCAGAGGCAGCACCGGAAUCAUCAAAUCCCCCAAUUGCUCGGGCGUCAGUCGCAGUUGCAGAAGAUAAGAUUCUCGUCUCAGUUGAGGUCUGCUUGAAUCCAUCCAGCACCGCUCGGGUUGAAGAUGUCCGCAGAGCUGUAGAAAGGAUGCUUGAAAAAAGGAGUUUAAGCUAUGUCGAUGGGCCUGUUCCGCUGCCCCUUGAUGAAUCUUUUCUUCUUGAAAAUGUGAAUCGGAUCUUAAUAUGCGAUACAGAUGAAUGGGUGGAUAACCAUAAAGUACUGUUAUUUUGGCAAGUCAGGCCAGUUGUCCAUGUAUUUCAGCUUAGUGAGGAUGGUCCUGGUGAGGAACCUAGUGGAGACGAGAUGCUUUCUAGCUUCAAUGAAUGGACUCUACCUGCUAAAGAACUUGAUGGAAUGUGGGAAAGCUUAAUUUAUGAAACUGGCCUCAAACGACGUUUGCUGCGAUAUGCUGCUAGUGCUCUGCUAUUUACAGAGAAGGGUGUAGAUCCUUGCCUUGUUUCAUGGAACCGGAUUAUCCUUCUGCAUGGACCCCCUGGAACUGGAAAGACAUCGUUAUGUAAAGCACUUGCCCAGAAACUUUCUAUACGCUUUAGUUCAAGAUACUCAUUAUGCCAAUUGGUCGAAGUUAAUGCUCACUCCUUAUUUAGCAAAUGGUUUUCUGAAAGCGGUAAACUGGUUGCGAAGCUUUUCCAGAAAAUUCAGGAGAUGGUAGAGGAUGAAAGUAACCUUGUUUUUGUUUUGAUUGAUGAAGUUGAAAGUCUUGCUGCUGCUAGACAAGCUGCCUUAUCUGGCUCUGAGCCUUCAGAUUCUAUUCGGGUUGUCAAUGCCCUGCUUACUCAGAUGGACAAAUUGAAAAAUUGGCCAAACGUGAUCAUUUUGACAACGUCAAAUAUAACUACCGCAAUUGAUAUUGCGUUUGUUGACCGAGCGGAUAUCAAGGCAUAUGUCGGCCCUCCUACUCUUCAAGCACGAUAUGAGAUAUUGAGGUCCUGUAUUCAAGAACUUGUCCGUUCUGGGAUUCUCGAAUGCUCUCAGGAUCAUGAUCAUCUUUUGCUCCCAAACUAUUCAACCUUAAAGGAGAAGCUGCAUUCUUCUGAGGCAACUGAACAUCAAAGUUCACUUGAGCUCUCCAGACUAUUGCUUGAAGCUGCGGAAGCAUGCCAGGGAUUAAGUGGGAGAGCACUGAGAAAACUUCCAUUUUUAACACAUGCUGAUAUUACCAAUCCUUACAACUGUGAUCCUAGGAAUUUUCUAUGCACAUUAGUAGAGACUGCGCGAAGAGAGCUGUCUGAGCUGCAUGCUUAACAUCAUAAUGUGCUCUCUGUAAAUUUUGUUGUUUUUGUUCGCUUAUAGCCAUUGCUUUGUUGUAUAUUGCCGUCUUAUAAGAUCUUUUUAAAGCUUGUGCGUAUUUUGGUGUAACAUUCAUCAAGUCAAGGUGCGCAUGGUUUAAAUUAGGAAACAGUUUUUGUCA